This is a messenger RNA of Manihot esculenta (cassava), 1980 nucleotides long. RefSeq names its product fructokinase-like 2, chloroplastic. Bases 121 to 1809 code for a protein of 562 amino acids. Gene Ontology annotation, biological process: chloroplast organization; plastid transcription; etioplast organization. The record is from RefSeq and is a predicted model, not a curated record. Lineage: Eukaryota; Viridiplantae; Streptophyta; Magnoliopsida; Malpighiales; Euphorbiaceae. Gene Ontology annotation, cellular component: chloroplast nucleoid. The transcript has 5 exons.
UAACAACAGUCGAGAGAAUUGGUUUCUGUCGUUAAACUUAAACCCGGGGGUUCCAGUGAAGUUCCUGCCUAAACCCCAGAAGGGCAAAACCAAGCGGAGACCUCUUACUAAGCUUUGUUAAUGGCGUCUCUCUCUUUCACCCAUUUCAUUUCGUUGCCCAGGUGGCGUUCAACUUACCUAAAUCACCACUUGCUGAACUUCGUUCAACAUCAAGAUUUUAGAAUGCAAAAUAAAUGGAGUCUUGCAGCUACCUCUAAGAAGAAAAUUUCUGAUAGUUUAUCUGAUGAAGAACCUAGUGAAAAUGGUGUAAUUUUGAAGAAGAGGACAACCAGGAGUUCUAAACGAGCUACGACUCGAACUAGGAAGAAAAUAUCGGAUGUACUAGAUGAGAAUUCUGAAUUGGGGGUAACUACUGAUGCUGCCAAUGAGGAAGUUUCCAAGAAAACCCCAAGGAGGACUCCACGAAAAGCUACAUCAGCUGCCACUGCUGUGAAGGAAGAGAAGACUGAGAAGAAAAUUAGGAGGGGGAGGAAGACUAAGAAGAUGGAUGAGAAUAUGGAGGAUCUAGGUGGUGAAUCUGAAAUAAGUGAUGUGGCGGAGUCUGCAUUCGUUCCAAAUGUUGAGGAUGAGAGCGAUGGAGACCUAGAACUGGACAAGGAUGAUGGAGAUGAUAUUAGCUACACGUAUGGUUGGCCUCCCCUUGUUUGCUGCUUUGGAGCUGCACAGCAUGCUUUUGUGCCGUCUGGAAGGCCAGCUAACAGACUUAUAGAUUAUGAAAUCCAUGAAAGAAUGAAGGAUGCAUUAUGGGCUCCAGAAAAAUUUGUAAGGGCACCUGGGGGAUGUGCAGGGGGUGUUGCAAUUGCUCUUGCAAAGUUGGGUGGUAAGGUUGCUUUAAUGGGAAAACUUGGGGAUGACGAAUAUGGUCAGGCCAUGCUAUACUAUUUGAAUGUGAACAAAGUACAAACACGAUCAGUUCGCAUUGAUAGUAAGAGAGCAACAGCACUCUCACAGAUGAAGAUUGCUAAGAGAGGUCGCUUCAGAACGACUUGUAUCAAACCCUGUGCUGAGGAUUCUCUAUCUAAAUCUGAAAUAAACAUUGACGUGCUUAAGGAGGCAAAAAUGUUCUACUUCAGCACACACUCCCUACUUGAUCAAAGUAUGCAAUUAGCUACCUUACAGGCAAUCAAGAUGUCAAAGAAGUUGGGAGGGGUUAUUUUCUAUGAUGUAAACUUGCCAUUGCCGCUGUGGCAUUCCUGUGAAGAAACUAAGUUGUUCAUACAAGAAGUGUGGGAUCAUGCAAAUGUUAUAGAGGUAACCAAGCAAGAGCUUGAGUUUCUUUGUGGAAUAGAGCCCACUGAGGAAUUUGACACCAAAAAUAAUGCUAGAUCCAAGUUUGUCCAUUAUGGACCCGAAGUGGUUGCACCACUUUGGCAUGAAAAUCUUAAGGUUUUAUUUGUGACAAAUGGGACUUCCAAGAUACACUACUACACCAAGGAGCACAAUGGUGCUGUGCUUGGCAUGGAGGAUGCCCCUAUUACCCCCUUCACAUGUGAUAUGUCAGCAUCUGGAGAUGGAAUUGUUGCAGCAAUGUUGAGAAUGUUAUCUGUUCAGCCACACCUCAUUACUGAUAAAGGAUACUUGGAGCAAACAAUCAAGUAUGCAAUUAACUGCGGAGUCAUAGAUCAAUGGCUGCUUGGACGGAUGCGUGGCUUUCCUCCUAAAGAAUACAUGGAAGAAGUGGAACCUGAUCCAAAUGGCAUCAUGUCAAUAACAGAAAAGGAAUACCGUACAUUGGAGCCUGUGAGUUGAUUUGAUGAUCAAGGCUGAUUUUUUUUAGCUUUGUGUUUGCAUCUGCAAGGCUGUGUAUUUGUCAUCGUCCUGUAAAGUAAAAUUGCUCAUGUUUUGAAGCGUAUCAGAUGUAAACGAAUUGUGCAACACCAAUUUUGUACUCUACUGCAUUUAUGAAAACAAAUUCAUGGA